Messenger RNA from Carassius auratus (goldfish), 1979 nucleotides. RefSeq names its product zinc finger protein 525-like. The record is from RefSeq and is a predicted model, not a curated record. Gene Ontology annotation, molecular function: DNA-binding transcription factor activity, RNA polymerase II-specific; RNA polymerase II cis-regulatory region sequence-specific DNA binding. Bases 408 to 1547 code for a protein of 379 amino acids. NCBI's taxonomy places the organism in Eukaryota, Metazoa, Chordata, Actinopteri, Cypriniformes, Cyprinidae. The transcript is spliced from 2 exons. Gene Ontology annotation, biological process: regulation of transcription by RNA polymerase II.
UUAACUGCACGUAGAUCACAAACCUGAAAUCGGUUGAUAAAUGUGAACGUUAUCGUGUUUUUAUUCAGAAAAAAACGCAGCUCCCCGUUUACUUCCAUGUAUUUUUAAGGCAGUCUUGCCCUCACUAACAUGGCGGACGCGUUGACGUAUCGCAGCAACGGCUCAGAGCGGCCAAUGAGGCGUCUAGUUAUUUAUAUGUCUGUUCGCCACGCUCUCUGUUGUUGUUAUGUCGGCGUGCUGCCUUAAUACAAACGGUUAGACACGUUUCUAAGAGAAAAAUUUAGUUUUUGAAUCAGUUCAGUAAAAUACCUGUAAUAUUCUCAUCCUAACAAUCGUGACUGAGUUUUGAAGCGAGCAAGAAUAUCUGGAGGAGUUUUUCAUCUGAACUGAGAUCUGCUGCUGUGAAGAUGCAGUUUGUGAAAGAAGAGAGAGAAGAGAACACGAGUGAACCAGACACCAGCACAAUAAAACACGAGGAACCAGAAACCCGGAGAAUAAAACUCGAGGAACCAGAAAUGCUGAGAAUAAAACACGAAGAUCCAGGAACCUGGAGAAUAAAACACGAGGAACUAGAAACCUGCAAAAUAAAACACGAGGAAAAAGAAUCCUUGAGAAUAAAACACGAGGAACCAGAAAUAAAACACGAGGAACAAGGAGAGUUCAUUGAAGAAAAAGAGGAAAAUGAUGAAUCAAGCCCUCAAGAGAAGCAGAACGCAUGUGAUCAGUGCGAUAAAAUGUUUUUAUGGGCUUCACUUCUGAAGAAACACUUGAAAGUUCAUGCAAAGAAGAAGCUACAUUCAUGUCAUUUGUGUGGUAAGAGUUUUUUGCAUGUACAAAGUUUGAAAGAACAUCUUCAGAUAAUACAUACUGGUGUAAGAGAGUACGUGUGCUCUGAGUGUGAGAAGACUUUUAGUUCAGCAAGCAGUUUAAAACUGCACGAGAGGAUUCACAUUGGAGAGAAACUUUAUAAGUGUUUACACUGUGACAAGAGAUUCAAUCAUUCAGGAAAUCUGAAAACGCAUGAGAGGAUCCACACUGGAGAGAAACCUUACAAGUGUUCACACUGUGACAAGAGAUUCGGUGAUUCAUCAAGUCUAAAAAAACAUGAGAGGAUUCACACUGGAGAGAAACCUUACAAGUGUUCACACUGUGACAGGAGAUUCAGUCGUUCAUCAAAUCUCAAAACACAUGAGAGGAUCCACACUGGAGAGAAACCUUACAAGUGUUCACACUGUGACAAGAAAUUCAGUCAUUUAGCAAUUCUCAAAACACAUGAGAGGAUCCACACUGGAGAGAAACCUUACAAGUGUUCACACUGUGACAAGAGAUUCAGUCAGUUAUCAAGUCUCAAAACACAUGAGAGGAUCCACACUAGAGAGAAACCUUACAAGUGUUCACACUGUGACAGGAGAUUCAGUAAAUCAUCAAGUCUCAAAACACAUGAGAGGAUCCACACUGGAGAGAAACCUUACAAGUGUUCACACUGUGACAGGAGAUUCCGUCAUUUAGCAAAUCUCAAAACACAUGAGAGAUUUCACACUGGAUAGAAAGCACAUCACCGCAAUGUACGUGGGAAGCGUACAUUGGCCCGUACACGCGGAGAUGCAUUUAGAUGUUUAUGUAAAUAUUUUGUUAGGUAUAUGUGUUUCGUCCAGACGGAUCCAGCAUUUUGGGAGAAUGAAUUCACUAUUUCUUUGGGUCCCAGAGUGGAUAAAUCUGAAAAUGACACCUUUGACACCGUCUUUUGUGUUCUGCCAAUCCAUAUAUUUUGUGAAACAAUGUCAUCACCCCACUUCUCUACUAUUGUCAGACACCGCUACAUCAUGUAACACCAACAACAAUGGAGAACUACAUGUUUGUGUUCAUGCUGCAGAAACUACUGAGCCUGAUAUUGGAAAAAAAAACUCACAUUGUCAUUAUUUGUUUUAACGAUGUAUAUUGCAAUAUGGAAAAAAAAAUAAACAGAUGACUUGAACUGC